AUGGCACCGCGCUGCUUCAUUGUCCGACAUGGCGAGACAGAAUGGUCGCUGAAUGGUCGGCACACCGGCACAACAGAUCUACCUCUUACAGCGAAUGGCGAGAAGCGCAUCAAAGCAACGGGAAAAGCGCUUGUGGGCAAUGAUCGAUUGGUUGUGCCGAAGAACCUUGUUCAUGUAUACGUUUCUCCCCGGCAUCGUGCUCAAAGAACCCUGGAGCUCUUGGAAAUCGGCUGUCGCGAACGACUUCCCUGGAAUGCGGAGCGAAAAGCGGAAAACGAAGAGCCAAUUCGAACAGAGGCCAGUGUAGAGAUCACGGAAUCGAUCCGGGAAUGGGAUUAUGGUGAUUAUGAGGGCUUGACUAGUAAGCAAAUCAAGUCGAUCCGAGCGGAGACAGGACAAGGACCCUGGAACAUUUGGGAAGAUGGAUGUCCGGGAGGAGAAUCCCCCGAAGAUGUUAUGCAUCGUCUCGACGCCUUGAUUGCCGAUAUCAGAGGAAAGUACCAGCGUGAAUGCUUUGAGAACCCCGAUUCCCCCAAGGGCGAUGUCCUUGUCGUCGCGCAUGGACAUAUUCUUCGCGCUUUUGCGAUGCGUUGGGUUGGCAAGCCAUUGACGGAGACUUCUUUCAUCCUUGAAGCUGGUAGCGUGGGUACAUUGAGCUAUGAGCACAAUAACAUCAACGAGCCGGCAAUCAUGCUUGGUGGACAGUUUGUGGUCGAAGAAUAA
Messenger RNA from Penicillium angulare, 723 nucleotides. RefSeq names its product histidine phosphatase family protein. The transcript is spliced from 4 exons. Gene Ontology annotation, molecular function: sedoheptulose-bisphosphatase activity. Lineage: Eukaryota; Fungi; Ascomycota; Eurotiomycetes; Eurotiales; Aspergillaceae. Bases 1 to 723 code for a protein of 240 amino acids. Gene Ontology annotation, biological process: ribose phosphate biosynthetic process. The record is from RefSeq and is a predicted model, not a curated record.